Messenger RNA from Paramecium tetraurelia, 651 nucleotides. RefSeq lists its product as uncharacterized. The transcript is spliced from 4 exons. Gene Ontology annotation, molecular function: GTPase activity; GTP binding. Gene Ontology annotation, cellular component: endosome. NCBI's taxonomy places the organism in Eukaryota, Ciliophora, Oligohymenophorea, Peniculida, Parameciidae. The record is from RefSeq and is a predicted model, not a curated record.
AUGGAUAAGCCUCCUUAGCAAGAAGAAAAACAUUUAUUUAAAAUAGUGUUAAUUGGUGAUUCAAGUGUUGGAAAAUCAAAUAUCCUUUCAAGAUUUACCAAAAGAUAGUUUAAUUUUGACAGCCAACCAACAAUAGGAGUUGAAUUUGCCACUAGAUCAUUGACAGAGAACGGAAAAAUAAUUUAAGCUUAAAUUUGGGAUACUUGUGGAUAAGAGAGAUAUAAAUCAAUAACAAGCGCAUAUUACAGAGGAGCAGUUGGAGCAAUGUUAAUUUAUGAUAUCACAAAACAAAAAACAUUUGAAAAUAUAGAAAAAUGGAUCUAAGAAUUGAAAGAGUAUGCGGAGACAAAUGUAGUAGCUAUGUUGAUUGGAAAUAAAGCAGAUUUAAAAGCUUAAAGAAAAGUUCCUAGCGAUAAGGCCGCUUAAUUUGCAGAAAACCAUACUAUGGCAUUUAUGGAAGUGAGUGCAUUUGAUGGAACGAAUGUUGAUCUAGCAUUUUCAAGACUUAUUAAUGAAAUAUAUUAAUUAAUAAAUAAAUAGUCUUUAGCAGAAAAUUAGGAUUAGUCAAUACAGCAAUAGAUGCAGAGUAGAAAUAACAUGCAAAUUCAAUAAUCCUAAUGUAAUUAAUCAUAAGACACUUGUUGCAAAUGA